UAACACUUCAACUUUGCAUGCAAGAAUAAUUAUAAACAAUAGUAAUAGUCAUUAGUAACAAUACUAAUACGUAGUUAUGGUAGAGUUAUGAGCUUAUAUUUAUCCAAGAUAGUUAUCAGUGACAUUGUGUUUUUCCUGUCUAUAUUCAGACAAGUCUCAUACAAUAGGGGGUUUGGUAUGAGUCUCCAAGUCUAUUGUCAUGUAUCAUGCUAUUUUUGAUGUGCACAGUACUUCACAUGGUAAGCUAAUAGUUGUCUUAUUCGUUAUAGCAUGGAUAGAGCUAGCAUGGGUAAGAUCUUCGCCAGAGUCACGUUUGUUCCAACACUUGUCUUCAAUGUCUUCAUGGAAAAAUUUUCCGCCAGACAGUGGUUUGAUCGCAUAGACAAUCGUGUGAUCUUGGGUGCCCUUCCCUUCAGAAAUAUGACAAAGCAGUUAGUUGAGAAAGAAGGUGUCCGAGGUGUUAUUUCUAUGAAUGAGGACUAUGAGCUAAAGUUUCUUUCAAACAUGGAAGAGGAGUGGGCAGCUGUAGGUGUUAGCUUUCUUCAGCUGAGUACUACCGAUAUAUUUGAAGCCCCUAGCAUAGACAAACUUCAGCAGGGAGUUGAUUUUAUAAAAGAAUUUGAUGAGAAGGAAAAUGGACAUGUGUAUGUUCACUGCAAGGCUGGAAGAACUAGGAGUGCUACUCUGGUUGCGUGUUAUUUGAUGGCUAAGAAUCUGUGGACCCCUGAAACUGCUGUUGAACAUAUAAAGGCAUCUCGACCUCACAUCUGGUUGGGACCUAAACAGCAUGAAGCUCUGCAUCUUUUUCACAGAAGAUUGCAGCAGUGAUAUUAUGUAAGCCUACUGUUUAUGUACAUAGCUUUUAUUUAAAGAUAGGUAAUGUAUUUUGUUAUUUUUUUAAUCUUACAAAGGUAUUGUGCUGUAUUGAUGUAUAAGCUUUAACUUUUCAAUAAAUUUUUAAUAAAUGAA
Molecule: messenger RNA, 969 nt
Organism: Macrobrachium nipponense
Lineage: Eukaryota; Metazoa; Arthropoda; Malacostraca; Decapoda; Palaemonidae
Gene: PTPMT1
Product: phosphatidylglycerophosphatase and protein-tyrosine phosphatase 1-like
Exons: 4
Coding region: 271-828 (185 amino acids)
Biological process (GO): protein dephosphorylation
Molecular function (GO): protein tyrosine/serine/threonine phosphatase activity; phosphatidylinositol-4,5-bisphosphate 5-phosphatase activity; phosphatidylglycerophosphatase activity
Source: RefSeq, a predicted model, not a curated record